AACCGCUAAAUGAUAUCAAAGCUGGUUCAAAUAGUGUUCUUGUCCCUUGCGGCAAGUAGCACAUAUUGCUACGACAUUAACACCUACAAUGCAGAUUACGGAGUUUAUGUUGGAGAUCUUUCCAGUCCUGAAACGGAUAUUUCGGGACAAGUCUUCAUCGUAAAUGCGACAACCCUUCAAAUUUUCAAUCUGACUUUCUCGCCGUCCCAACAAGACCUCUAUUUCUGGCUCGAUACCAAAGAUGUUCCAACCAGAGAAGGAAUCAAAGCACAUACUUUUGAAUAUGGAAUUACGCCACUCGGAUCCUUCCCAGAAGACAACGACAGAGUUGUUGUUCAUGUUCCUGAGAAGCACCGUAUUGACGAAUUCAAAUCAUUCUCGAUUUAUUCAUUCAAAACUGAUAAAAGCAUGGCAUCCGUUGUAUUCCCAGAAAAUGUAAAAAUCCCAAAAUCGGUGAAGCUUUCCACUGAGUUUUCUGGAAAACGGUAUCAGCUCAGAUCUGGCCCGCUUUACGUUAUUGACAGAAGAACCAUUAAAGUCUAUGGGUUCACGUUUGAGGGAAAUAAAGCACCAAAAACUUACUUCUACGCCGGCCGCGGUGCAUCAGUAUCUUACAGUUCCGGUGUCAAAGUGGCAAUUCGCGGGAAAGACGAGAAAGAAAUUAGUGAAAUCAGUGAGAAUUAUCGCGGAGGCAAAGAUAUUAUCCUCGAGUUACCAGAGAAUUACGACAUCUUCCACAUUGAUUGGAUCUCAGUUUAUUGCUACAAGUACCGGGUCAACUUUGGUUCGGUUCUGGUGCCCACCGAUGACACACUUGUCAACCUCCCACCAUACGUGCCGUCGAUCAAAAAAAACACUGACGGAAAACCUAUGGCUCGUGGAGUAUUGAAAGGGUCCGCUGAAAGAACAAACUUUACUUUCCAACUCGGGGACGUCGAACAUAUCAAGAACCUAAACGGAAACCUCCGCUCACCAAAAUACGUUUGGCACGUGAAUAGUGUGAUGAGUCCCGAUCUCUAUUUGAUGAGAAAUGUCACCUAUAAUUUCAACGUGGAAGGUGGACGUGAAAAAAUGAUUCCUGAACUCUACAAUCCACUUUACAUUGGAGACGAUGAAAAUGGAGGGUUCAGCGAACUUUCUCAAAAUGAGGCUGAAAGAGUGACCAUUCAUUCUCCAGGACUAAUUGAGAGCAACACUGGACCACUUUGUAUUUGGAUGCACAACAAAGACAAAGCUGCAAAUGAACCAGAUACAUAUUUGGAGUGUGAUGGAUGGCCGGAAGAUGUUCAUUCGUUUGCAUUUACCCCCAAUGAGACAACCCCAUCUGUUCUUUAUUACAACAGUGGAAACAACUUCAACAUGGGUGGCAGAAUUUUCAUCGUUGACGAGCUCCCUGAAAAUAUAGCCGAUAGUGCGGAAGUACCGUAUAGCCGCGAGAAAUGGCACACUUUGGCUCUAAGCCGUCAGCGAGCCGACAAGGUCAAUGGAGGAAAGGCGACUCUUGCCGCCGUGUUUUUAAUUAUCGUUACCAUUAUUCUGGCUUAAUUUAUAAUUUAUCAAAAAAUGUGUAACAUGUACCUGUAUAAUUCAAUGUCUUUUCAGAUAGAUCUCUUUCCCAGUCUCUUUCUUCUCCCUUCAUUCUUUGAAUUACUGUAUUACCUGUUCGGGACUUACCAUUGCUUUUGUUAUGUUUUGUAUUUUCUGCUGUUGGGACCCUGCCAUAACCCAACUAGUUCCAGUAGGUUAUUUUUUGUCUUGAAAUUUUUGUAAAUCUCAGUUGACACUUUUCUCUCAACACACAUUGCUCUUAUGCGAAUGGUGUCAUUUAUAGAUUUCAAAGGUGUAACGCAUGUUUCAAAAUUUCAAAAUUAUAUUUUAUUUUUUAAUAAACAU
This is a messenger RNA of Caenorhabditis elegans, 1893 nucleotides long. It is a transcript of the gene W01C8.5, whose product is annotated as DM13 domain-containing protein. The coding region runs from base 10 to 1545 and encodes 511 amino acids. Lineage: Eukaryota; Metazoa; Nematoda; Chromadorea; Rhabditida; Rhabditidae. The transcript is spliced from 9 exons. The record is from RefSeq and is marked reviewed.